Molecule: messenger RNA, 1587 nt
Organism: Heterostelium album PN500
Lineage: Eukaryota; Evosea; Eumycetozoa; Acytosteliales; Acytosteliaceae
Gene: cct4
Product: T-complex protein 1 subunit delta
Exons: 4
Coding region: 1-1587 (528 amino acids)
Biological process (GO): protein folding
Cellular component (GO): chaperonin-containing T-complex
Molecular function (GO): ATP-dependent protein folding chaperone; ATP binding; ATP hydrolysis activity
Source: RefSeq, a predicted model, not a curated record
AUGGCAUCUGUUCCACAAACUGUAUCAAGAGGUGAUUUUGAUGAGAAGGAAAAAGAAAAGGAUGUUAGAACAUCAAAUAUCGUAGCUGCAAGAGCUGUUGCCGAUGCAAUCAGAACAUCACUUGGACCAAAGGGAAUGGAUAAGAUGAUUAGCUCACCAAAUGGAGAAGUUAUCAUCAGUAACGAUGGUGCUACCAUCUUGAAACAUUUAGAAGUUAGACAUCCAGCUGGUAAAAUGUUGGCAGAGUUAGCAAAAGCACAAGAUAUUGAAGCAGGAGAUGGAACAACAUCGGUAUGUGUUAUCGCAGGAGCAUUGUUAUCAGCAGUUUCACAAUUGAUGUCCAAGGGUAUUCAUCCAUCGAUCAUUUCAGAGGCAUUCAAUUUGGCAAUGAACAAAUCGAUCGAAGUUCUCACUAAUAUGUCGACACCGAUCAGUUUGUCGGACAAGCAAAGUUUGGUAAAGUCAGCGAUCACCUCACUCAACUCAAAGGUAGUUUCACAAUAUACAAAUCUUGCAACGAUUGCUGUCGAUGCAGUGUUGGACGUCAUCAACCCGGCCACUGCUACCAAUGUCAACCUCAAGGACAUCAAGAUCAUCAAGAAGCUCGGUGGUACCAUCGACGAGACCGAGUUGGUACACGGUUUGGUAUUCGAUCAGCACACCGCCCACGGUGCUGGCGGUCCAACACGUAUUCAGAACGCCAAGAUCGGUUUGAUCCAGUUCUGUCUGUCCGCACCCAAGACCUACAUGGACAACAACAUCGUUGUCUCUGACUACACCAAGAUGGACAAGGUGCUCAAGGAAGAGCCAAAGCUCAUCUUGGAGAUGUGUCGUAAGAUUCAAAAGUCGGGAUGCAACGUACUGCUCGUUCAAAAGUCGAUUCUGAGAGACGCGCUCAACGAGUACUCGCUUCACUAUCUCGCCAAGCUAAAGAUCUUGGUGGUCAAGGACAUCGAACGUGAGGACAUUGAAUUCAUUUGUAAUACAGUUGGAUGCACUCCAAUCGCCAAUAUAGAUUCAUUUACACCAGAGAAGCUCGGUAAGGCCGACUUGGUCGAAGAGGUCGGUACCACCGACGGAAAGAUCGUCAAGAUCACCGGUAUUCCAAAUCCAGGCAAGACUGUCACCAUUCUCGCACGUGGAUCCAACAAGUUGGUUUUGGACGAAGCCGAGCGUUCCAUCCACGACGCACUCUGCGUCAUUCGUUCACUUGUAAAGAAGAAGUUUUUGAUUGCCGGUGGUGGUGCUCCAGAGAUUGAAGUCAGCCAACAGGUAACAGAGUUCUCAAAGACACUGUUGGGUAAUCAGGCCUAUUGUGUCCGUGCCUACGCCGAGGCACUCGAAAUCAUCCCAUACACCUUGGCAGAGAAUGCCGGUCUACAUCCAAUCAGCAUCGUCACUGAACUCCGUAAUAAACACGCACAAGGUGAAAAGACUGCCGGUAUCAACGUUCGUAAGGGUGCCAUCACUAACAUUCUCCAGGAAAACGUUGUACAACCACUUUUGGUUUCGACAAGUGCAUUGACUCUUGCCACCGAAACAGUUAUCAUGUUACUCAAGAUCGAUGAUAUUGUAACUGCUCGUUAA